UUUACUCUGAAACGAUGCGGCUACAUUUACUAUGCAGCGGGUUAAAAUACUGUAACACUGCUGGAUUUAUGGGAUUUGAUUUUCCUUCACGGUGAUUUUUUUGAGGUAAAUCUAUGAUCGUAUAAGUAUGGAGACUGAUAUUCAAGUCAUGUUAGAGCAGUUCAUGACCAGCCCUCUUGUUACUUGGGUUAAGACAUUUGGUCAGCUAGGUGACAAAGAAAGCAACAUAUUCUCUGAAUACAUUGAAUUGGUUGGCGGUAUAUUCCUGAACAAAGUCAUGGACCAAAUAAAUCCCAAAGGGACUGGUCAAGGACUAAACAAAGUAAAUAAUGAUGUCGCUCAGAGAGCUCAAAACCUGUCUGUUCUCAUGUACCACAUCAAAACGUACUACCAGGAAACCCUGCAUCAGCUGAUAAUGGUUUCUCCUCCCAAUGUGCUUCUGCUAGGCAGGAAUCCAGUCUGUGAGGAAAGUCUGGAAGAAAUCAGCAAGUUGCUCUUACUGUUACUUGGAUGUGCUGUACAGUGUGAAAAGAAAGAAGAGUAUAUUGAGAAGAUCCAGAGUCUUGAUUUUGACACAAAAGCAGCAAUCGCAGCUCAUAUUCAAGAGGUGACCCACUGUCAGGAGAACGUGUUCGAUCUGCAUUGGUUGGAAAUGGAGGGUUUGUGUCCAGAUGAAUGGGAAAAUCUUUGCAGAAAUAUGACCUUUAGUCUUAAAAUGCUUGUGGACCAGAGAGACCGUCAGUUUGAGACCAUAGUGGAGCUGAUGCAGGGGAAUGAGAUGAUACAGUCUGCAGUGUUUUGUGAAAGCCCCUCCCUCUCCGAAUCCUCCGGCUGCCACCUCCCUUUAUCCCAGCAGCAUCUGGCACUGGAGCUGAGCGAUGCUAAAGCCAAGAUCAGACGCCUCCGACAGGAACUAGAAGAGAAGAGUGAACAGCUAUUGGACUGUAGACAAGACCUAGAUAACGUGGAGGCGGAGCUUAAAAAGCUUCAGCAGGAGAACAUGCAUCUUUUAACAGAUGCACGAGCAGCCAGGAUGUACCGUGAUGAGCUGGACGCGAUGAAAGAAAGAGCCUUCAGAGCCGACAAACUGGAGAGUGAAGUGGCACGCUACCGAGAUAAACUUCACAACAUGAAUUUUUACAAGGUCAAACUAGAGGAGUUAAAAGAGGAUAAUCAGGUGUUGAUGGAAAGCAAGGUCAUGCUGGAGGAACAGCUAGAGAGCAUGAAAGCACGAUCUGACAAAGUGCACCAUCUGGAGAAACACAACCUGCUGCUGGAAGCAAAAUUUCAUGACAUGGAGGAGGAACAAGCUGUUGACAGAAGACUCAUAGAGGAGUUGAUGGAGAGAAACGUUGAACUGGAGCUCUCUCACAAACGGACCAUGGAGGAGUCACAACGUCUCGGCUGGGAGCUGGAACAGCUUGACAAGAACCCUGAGCAGAAUUCAGUAACAGAGCGGAAGUCUUUAGGCCAGGAGGUCACAGAAAGAACAUGUAGCAGGUUGCUGAAAUUGGAAAAGGAGAACCAGAGGUUACUGAAGGCUCUAGAGGAACUUGAAGGAACCAGACUCUCAUCAGAUGGCUUACUUUCUUAUUCAAGUCAGGGGUGCCCUGCAUACCACCCAUCUCAAAGAGCUUUGGAGAUUGACAUCAACGAGCAAGGAGACAAUGAAAGUAAUCACAAAUUAUGGGAGAAGGAAGGAACAACAGAUGCUAAAUCUGAACAUGCAGAGGAAAAUGGCAGAAUGGAUUUAGCGGAUUGUAAGACUACCGAGUCUUCUCUCGGCAUUGCCACCAGCCACAAUGGCCAAAUGACGGCACAGAUCCAGAUUACCAGUGACACACUACAUCUUCAUGAAUCCUUGGAAGACAGUGUAGGCAAGAUCCAUUGUCUUGAAUCAGAACUUCAUAAGCUUGAGUUGCAGAGAUUCAAGUUAGUCUCCAACAAACACGAAGGACUGGAGAUAGAAAAGCAAGAUCAAGUUCUGGAGAAUGGCCAUCUAGAGCCAGAAAAGAGUCAUUUGAAGAAGGAAAAUCUGAGACUACGACAGCAAGUGAAGAUCCAGGAGGUGUCUUUGGAAAGCAGUGGCUUAAAAUUGGCAGUUUUACAGAAAGAGAACCGUAAUAUGGUUAAGAAGGUUAACUGUCUUACUGAGGUCUAUGCCAACAACAAAGACUUGAAGAAGAAAAAUCAAGAGCUUCUUCAGCAGACUGCGAUGAACAAGAAGUUGCUGAACACUGAGCUGCUUGACCAGAAGAUGAAAGCUCAGCAGAAGGAGACCGAUCUUGAGAAAGUGACUUGCGAAUUGGAGAAGCUGAGGUUGAAGCAGCUGACACUAAUAGGAGAUCGGGAGUCGUUGGACCAGAACAUGGGUCAAAAGUUGGAUUCAGAGCUGGAGUCUUCUCUGAUGAAGUCUCUAAAGAUUAAAAAGGAGAGAAUGACCAGUUUAGAGGCCCAUCUGCAGGAAUCAACCAAGAUAAACCAACAACUACAGCAGGAUCUCAAGACUAUCAAACAGAACUAUGAGGCUUUGCUUAAGAGGCAGGAGGAGGAGGAGAAUGCAGAUCAGAGCUCUCCAUCAGAGAGGGAGUGGCAUAGAGAGAGCCAAAAAGCCACAUGGGCGUUGCUGAAGGUCAAAGAUCAACUUAUAGACGUGGAGAGAAACAAUGCAACGUUAUUGGCAGAAAAGCAAGGAUUGCACACUCAGCUGCAGAGCUUGCAGACGCAGUCAGAUGAGUUGCGAGCACAAAUAGUUGUAUUGCAACAGCAGGCGGCAUCAUUGCAAGAGAGCAACACAACUCUGCAGAAGCACAACGCACAACUGCAAGUAGAGAAGUCCACUGUGUCUACCCAGAAUGCCUCUCUAAUAGCCCAUAAUGCUCAGCUGCAGCGGGAGCAUCAAAGAUCAGAUGCCGAGAAGGAGGCUGCGGUACAAGAAAGAGAAGAUCUGCGUACCGUUAAUGAACUCCUCCUGCGAGAUCACGAGAGACUGAGCGUCCUGCACGAGAGACAGGCGGCCGAGCUGGAGGUCCUUUCACACAGAUACUCCACACUGGAGAGCGGCCAUCGAACCCUGGAGAUUGAACACCGAUCACUGGAGGACAGAUAUGAAACCCUACUUCAUCAGAGAGCUCACCUUGAGGGUUUUGAGAGAGCUUUGAGAGAGGAACAACACAAGAUGCAGGAUGAAAUAUUAACACAAAGAAACACAACUGCAGAAUGCCAUAGACUACGAGAUGAGAAGGACUGGCUGAACCAGACCUAUCAAAAGCUGUUAGCAGAAAAUGAGGGACUUCAGGCGGAGCACAGGGAGAUGAAGAGUCAGCUGAACUCCAGCAAACUAGAGCAGAAACAGCUGGAGUCUGAGCUUUUCAAACUCAAAGAGCACAACCAACACCUGGACAUCAUCACCAUUAAACUGAGCAACCAGUGUGAGUUGCUGACCCAACUGAAGGGGAACUUGGAGGAAGAAAAUCGACACUUGCUGGACCAGAUCCAGAGCGUGAUGCUGCAGAACCGGACCCUGCUAGAUCAGACCAUGGAGAGCAAGGACCUGUUCCAUGUAGAACAAAGACAAUAUAUAGACAAACUGAAUGAACUUCGGAGGCAGAAGGAAAAGUUGGAAGAGAAAAUCAUGGACCAGUAUAAGUUCUAUGACCCAUCACCUCCACGCAGACGAGGAAACUGGAUUACGCUGAAGAUGAGGAAGCUGAUGAAGACUCGAAAUCGGGAACAUUCCUCUGCACCUCCCCUCCGCUCCGAGUCCUGUGAGGGUCUGGAUAACCUGCGUUGCCGUGACAAUGGUUCCUUCACCGGUUCCCAGGGCUCGGAAGAAUCUGGCUCCAACUCCCUGAAUGGUGAUGGUUUCUCCCCCAGGAAGAGCAGCAUCAUCCCAAAGAAAAUGUUUCAUGUUAAACGUAACAGAGCAAAGGAUAAAGACAAAGCCAAGUCCCUCUUCCGUCGAUCUCUGUCCAUGUAUGACCUACUGAACACCGAGGAGGAUUUGGACGAAGACUCUGAACAGCCGGAGAGACGAGCAGAAGAAAACAUAUUACAGCACUCCAUUGCCAUGUCAAUACACUCCACAUCAUCACCGUCAUCCAUACAUCAUUACUGUUCCAUAGACAGUCAUAAAACCGUUCUCGAUGAAGGUAAAGAUACAAUACCACAAUGUGUUACAAAUGGCCAUGAAGACCAAAAUCAUGCAGGUUUAAAUGGUAAAUCAAGUCGCGCCCCCAGUGCGAGCAGUGGCGAGUUUAGUUUGAGUUUGGAGAAUGAAGCUUGGUCCAGUGACAGCAGCCCACAUCCGGACCCACUCUACAAAAAUCACAGAACCAGCAUCUCCUCUUCUCCAGCUCAACCCGGUCACGAGGAGUCCAGACAGUGUUGUUCAUCAGCGAGUGGAGUACAGAGAUCCAGCAGUGGGAGAUCUACUGGAGAUACGCCGGACAAAUCGGGCAUCGGUUUGUAUAAAACUCAAAGCAUCCAAAGCACGGAGGGUGAUCCAAAACUCGAGACCCAAGAAAAGCAUUCCUCUGUAUCUGGCUGUUUGAAUUGCUUCGUCUCUCCGAUGCGAAGCCCCAAGACGGGCCAGGCUCUUUUCAGUUUACCUCGUGCCAGCUGUGUCAUCUCCACAUCAGAGGGCAACAGUCGGCGCGCAAGCGUCCACAGCACCACUUCUGGGAAAUCUGUGGCAUCUCAAAUGACUCCAUCUGAGCCUAGCAAGGGCGAUUUAGAAGAAACCCCAGACUUGGAAGAGGAGGACAGAAAACCAGAAAUUGUUUUAGACUCUGCAUUCACCAUAGAUUCAGUCUUUACAAACACUAUUUUUAGCGAGUCUACUUAAAUAACAAUCACACCAGGAUCUAAACACCCCAUACAUUAAUGUAUUUGGCAGAUGCUUUUAUCCAAAGCAACUUAGGCUGGAUUUACACUGCAAAUCUAGAUGCCAAAUUCCGAUUUGUUGUCUCUAUCCGACUCGCUUACAUCAUCUUUUAAAAGCGACUCGUAUCUGAUAUCACCAUUUACACUAAACACUUGAAAAGGCAAUUCAAGGUACGUCUUGAGAUGGGAAAAUCUGAUCUGUCGGCUUACAUUGCGGACGCGAAUGCAUGUAUCCGAUUUAUUUCCACAUAUUAAUGAGGCCUGAAACCGAUCUGAGAAUAUCGGAAUCUGCGCUUUUUGCUUGCUUAUACGUUUGUGGGUCAAAUCCGAUCUGUGCCACAUGAGGGAAAAAAUCGGAAUCGAGUCACUUCAACAUGCAAUGUAAAUGUGGCAUUACAGUGCAUUCAAGUAUUAUAUUUUAUAAGUAUAUUUGAUCAUUGGAAAUCAAAUCAACAACUUUUAUUCCAGUCCUCUACCAGUUGAGCUACAGGAAAAGGAAGUUAAUCCCUGCUGGAGAGAUUAUUGCCUAGACCAGCAUGGUUAUCCAUAUGUUGCAGUGGCAGCCAGUGACUUCUUUUUUUGAGGGAGCACGAUGCGAAGUUCGUCACAACAUGUAUGUAGCCCGUCAUCUGUGUGGUUCGUAAUUUCAAAAUAUGUGUUCUGCGCGUCAAGUGUGCAUCACACGUCUUGUCAAAAUAAGUGCCUGCUGCAGACUAAAGGGUUUAUGAUAAAAGAGACGGACUUCAGAUGGGUUUUCACAGACAGGGGUGUCACCAGUUGUGAACUAUAUGUGACAAGCAACCAUUAACAAAAGAAAAAACUCCAUGGGAGCUGGAAAAUAAGUAUUUUUCACAAAAAAGUAUAGUGUCCCUUUAACUUCUACCUUAAACUGCUCCUGAUCUGUAAUAGACUUUUCAGAAACGAUUUGGUAUCAUACCAUUCAUUUUUCCUUAUAACUGUCUAUUCGUAUUUUCAUGUUCUUUUGUUUAUGUUUCAGAGUAUCUCAAUUAUUUUGUUUGUGUUUGAUGUUUGUGUUAAAGGUCCAAUGUGUUUUUUUUUUAGUGGCAUCUAGUGGUGAGAUUGCGAAUUGCAACCAACAACUCACCCCUCAAUUUCAAAAACCCAUAUGGUAGCUGCCAUAGGACAAACAUUUCGUUGUCUGAGACCAUGCAAAGACAAAAUGCCCUUUGAAGAGCAGUUUGUCCGUUUAGGGCUAUUGUAGAAACAUGGUGGCAACUUCCAUAAGGGGACCCAGGGGUGUAUGUAGAUAAAAACGGUUCUAACGGCUACAAUUCAUUAGUGGUGCAACGGAUCGCAGUUGAUCCGUGAUCCGUACGGAUCACGACCCACGGUUCGGCUCGCAUGUGAUUCGCGGAUUAAUACGCAAAUUUAAAUAGGGAAAGUUUAUCAUUUGUAAGUGUUAUAAAGGUUUGCAAAUGUUAACAUUCAAGUGAUUUUAAACAGUUUAACUGCAAAACGGCGCUAAAGUGAUCAGUUUACUUUACGCACAAACGCACGCGUGCGGUUGAAUGCGUCCGGUCCAGCUCGAGUCAGACAUCAUCCUUCAAAGAUCAGAACUCUUGAUGUGUAAACUUCAGAGAGUUGCGCUACUCUCUCUCAUACUGUAGUGUAUUAAAAUACAUUUGGCUAAUAGAGCAAUGAAAAACAACGUAACGUUUUUAUGUGGGACGACUAUAAUGCUACGCCGUCUGUAAUUCGCCCUCUGUCUGUGUCUGUGCGCUCGUUUAAGGGGACUCGGUAGUGCACAAACAGAGAGAUGCAGUCUGUGCAUAUUUGGUCUUAAAGAGACAGUAAGCUCAAUUGACCUACUUAAGUCUGUGUCAUUAAUGUUAAUCAAACAACCCAAGACAAAGAGAAAAUCACUUCUGAAGCUUUAAAAAAAUAAUUACAUUUAAUUAAUACAAUAAAUGCAGUGUUAUUAUUCAUUAGAUUUCUGUAACUAAUGAUUUUAGACCUUACUUAAUGUGCAACCUUGUUCUUUUUAUAAAUGUUUGUAAUUUCUUGAUUUGUUAUUAGAAUUUUCCCAUACUUUUUUUUGCUGAUCCGAAAAAUGAUCCGAUCCGUGCCUCAAAAUCCGUAAUGUGAUCCGAACCGUGAGUUUUGUGAUCCGUUGCACCCCUACAAUUCAUUGUUUAGGGUCUUUAUACAUCACUGAAUAUUUAUGUAUAUUAUAUUCCAUUUCUGUCCCACACUGCACCUUUAAAUAAUCCUCUUUGUUAUGAAUUUUGAAAAUUCGUGUUAUUCUACAAAUGACACAUAAACAAUAGUCAGUGGAGAUACACGUGUCUCAGCCCUUUUGUACAUAAAAGAUAAAACUGUACCGCCAUCCUGCAGAAUAAAGAGAAAAAUGCACCUUGUUUUUGUUGAAACAAGCCAAUGUUUUAAACUACCUGUGUAUCUUCAGAUGUUUUAAGAAUACUUUCUGUUUAUUUUAUUUUGUUGUGUUUUGUGUUGAUUUUUCCUCUGUUUUAAGUAGAUGUAUCUCAUAAUAUAAAUAAACAUUGUAUAAUUUUCUAUCUUUA
Molecule: messenger RNA, 7427 nt
Organism: Paramisgurnus dabryanus
Lineage: Eukaryota; Metazoa; Chordata; Actinopteri; Cypriniformes; Cobitidae
Gene: ccdc88aa
Product: coiled-coil domain containing 88Aa
Biological process (GO): cytoplasmic microtubule organization; cytoskeleton-dependent intracellular transport
Cellular component (GO): centrosome; cytoplasm
Molecular function (GO): dynein light intermediate chain binding; microtubule binding
Source: RefSeq, a predicted model, not a curated record